UGUGUGUGUGUGUGUGUGUGUGUGUGUGUAGGUGUCCGGUCUGUCCCUCUGGAUCGGGUCCCAGAUGACCCCCCUCCAGUCCAUCCCUCCGUGGGCCAUCGCCGUGGUCCUCUGCCUCCUCAUCGCCACCUUCACCGAGUGCACCAGCAACGUCGCUACGGCAACGCUCUUCCUGCCCAUCCUGGCCUCCAUGUCGCAGUCUAUAAACCUGAACCCUCUGUACGUGAUGAUCCCCUGCACCCUCAGCGCCUCCUUUGCCUUCAUGCUGCCGGUGGCCACGCCCCCCAACGCCAUCGUCUUCUCCUACGGUAUCCUUAAGGUGUCCGACAUGGCUAAAGCCGGCGUGGUGAUGAACGUCAUCGGGAUCAGCUGCAUCACUCUAGCCAUCAACAGCUGGGGUUACGUCAUCUUCGGGCUGGACGAGUUCCCGACCUGGGCCAACGGCACCGCACCGGCAUAGCACCCACAACCUGCACCGGCAUAGCACCGACAACCUGCACCGGCAUAGCACCGACAACCUGCACCGGCAUAGCACCGACAACCUGC
Molecule: messenger RNA, 546 nt
Organism: Etheostoma cragini (Arkansas darter)
Lineage: Eukaryota; Metazoa; Chordata; Actinopteri; Perciformes; Percidae
Product: solute carrier family 13 member 5-like
Exons: 3
Coding region: 65-460 (131 amino acids)
Biological process (GO): monoatomic anion transmembrane transport; citrate transport
Cellular component (GO): membrane
Molecular function (GO): sodium:dicarboxylate symporter activity; citrate transmembrane transporter activity; succinate transmembrane transporter activity
Source: RefSeq, a predicted model, not a curated record